Molecule: messenger RNA, 1872 nt
Organism: Acanthosepion pharaonis
Lineage: Eukaryota; Metazoa; Mollusca; Cephalopoda; Sepiida; Sepiidae
Source: the annotation of a GenBank genome assembly
AUGAUAGCAAUUUACUCACUGGUGAAAGCGAAACUAAGUUUUUUUCUUUUUUCUUUUUUUUUUUUUUGCUUUCUUUCUUUCUUUCUUUCUUUCUUUCUUUCUUUCUUGAUUUUUGGCUUUCUUUCUUUCUUUCUUUCUUGCUUUUUUUGCUUUCUUUCUUUCUUGCUUUUUUCUUUCUUUUUUCCUUUCUCGCUAUUUCUUUCCUUUUUUCUUUCUUUUUCUUCUUUUUCUUCAUUUACCAUUGCUAUUACUACUACUACUAUUACUACUACUUUUCUUCUUUUUCUUCUCGAUUCUCUAGUUUCUUUUUCUUCUCCUUUGCCUUCUCUUCCUGUCUUCUUUCCCUUUUCUACUUCCUCCUCCUCCUCUGCUUCUUUUUUUCGUCUUCUCUUCCGUUCUUUUUCUACUUCCUCCUCCUCCUCCGCUUCUUUUUUUCGUCUUCUCUUCCGUUCCUUUUCUACUUCCUCCUCCUUCUUCUCUACCUCUUCUUCAUCUUUCUUGCUCUUCUUCUUCUUUGCCGUCUCUUUCCUUUCUUCUACUUCGUCCUCCUCCUUCUUCUCUGCUACUUCCCCCUCUUUCUUGUUGCUGUUAUUGUUGUUGUUCUUCUUCUUGUUCGUCUUCUUUUUCUUCUUCUUCUUCUUCUUCUUCUUCAAUUGCUUUUGUUUCAUUUCUGCACAUCUCUCUCUCUCUUCCCUUUCAUCGACUUUCAUUUUCCUUGUUUUUAUUCAUUAUCUCUUCCGUUUUCUCACCGCCACCCACACUCCAAGAUUCCUCAUUCUUCCUGUUUCUUCGAACACAAGACUUCGUUUGAUAGGCUUUUCCAUUCAAUCUUUAUUAUUUCUCUCCGUCAUUCUUCUUGGAGAGAAUCUUCCGUUUUUCUUGCUUUCUUUAUCUAUUAUCGGCAUCGUCACUAAACUUUCUAUCAUUGUUUUUUUUUCCCUUCUUUCUUUCUUUCUUUCUUUUUUCUACAUUCUAAUUAUCAAUAGCAUUCUUUCUUUUUUGGAAACUAUUUUUCUUUUUUCUAAAAGUAGCUUUUUUUCUUUUUUUCUUUCUUUCUUUCUUUUUUUUUCCCCCUUCUUUCUUUCUUUCUUUCUUUCUUUUUCUUUCUUUAUUUUCUUUUUUCUUUUCUUUAGCUUUCUUUCUUCCUUUCUUUCUUUCUUUCUUUCUUUCUUUCUUUCUUUUUUCUACCUAUCAGUAGCUUUCUUUCUUUUUUCUUUCUUUCUUUACCUUUCUUUUUUUCUUUCUUUCUUUCUUUCUUUCUUUUUUCAGUUUCUUUCUUUCUUUCUUUCUUUCUUUCUUUCUUUCUUCUACCUAUCAAUAGCUUUCUUUCUUUUUUCUUCUUUUCUUUCUUUCUUCAAAAGCUUUAAUUUCUUUCUUUCUUUUUUUUUUCUUUCUUUCUUUCUUCUACCUAUCAAUAUUUCUUUCUUUCUUUCUUCUACCUAUCAAUUCUUUCUUUUUCUUCUUUUCUUUCUUUUUCUAUCAAUAGCUUUCUUUUUUUUUUUCUUUAAAAUUUCUUUCUUCUUCUACCUAUCAAUAGCAUUCUUUUCUUUUUUCUUAUUUUCUUUUUUUUUUUCUUUCUUUCUUUCUUUCUUUCUUUCUUUCUUUCUUCUACCUAUUAGAAGCUUUCUUGCUUUCUUUCUUUCUUGCCUUAUCGUUGUUUUCUCUUUUAUCUAUCUCAGUCUGUUCAUAUCUAUCUAUCUAUCUAUCUAUCUAUCUAUCUAUCUAUCUUGCCUUCCUAAUUUUUUCUUUCUUCCUCUAUCUUAUUUUUCUUUUUUUUCUUCUUUUUUAAUGUAUUAUUUAUUUAUCUUAUGUUUAUCUUUUUCUAACCUCUUUUGUCUGUCUGUUUGUCAGUCUCUCUCUUUCUAUCUCUGA